AUGGAUAUCGUAGCGGAUGCCUGCGAAGCCAACGUAGACGUGGAGUUCAAGCCAUCGCAUCCUCUAAAAGGAGUUCCCCAUGCCAGGAAAAGAAGGUCUAAGGAAAGGGGAGGUCUGUAUCUCCACAGCGAAGCCAGCAGUUCCAAUGUCACCGCAAACGAGAGACUCCUGAGACCGUGCAACUACUGUCGCGGAACGAGCCAUCGGCUGCGACACUGCGCGGAGUUCAAGAAGUUGCGGUACACCGAGCGCCUGAAGCUGGUAAACCGCGAAAAGCUGUGUCACGUGUGUCUCAACGAACACGGAGGCCAGUGCAAGUUCAAGAUCCGCUGCAACAUCGGCGAAUGCAGGGAGUUCCACAAUCCGCUGAUGCACCCAGUCGGAAACGUGGUCGGGAUGAGUGCGCAUAUCCGGACAAACUGGACGGUCAUGUUCCGCAUUAUUCCGGUACAACUUUACUGCGGUGGGAAGUCUGCUAAUGUGUUGGCGUUCCUGGACGAAGGUGAUCUGGUGGAGAAAAAGCUCGCCGAUCGCCUGGGCGCAGUCGGAGUACAAGAGCGUUUGACCAUUAGGUGGACCGGUAACGUCUCGAGAGUGGAGAACACGCGGAGGAUGAAUCUGAGGGCGUCGGGCACGAGUAACAGCGCCGGCGGUAAGAUGUUGCUGCAUACCGUCCACACAGUUGGAAAGUUGAUGCUGCCACAUCAGAAAUUGGACAGCGAAGAACUUGUUGCACAGUACAAGCAUAUGCGAGGGUUGCCGAUCGAGUCGUACGACGGACAGCCACAGUUGCUCAUUGGAGCGAACAAUAUCCACUCGUUUGCUCCCUUGGAGGCGAAGGUGGGCACCUCAAUGGAACCGAUCGCGGUUCGAACCAAACUCGGUUGGACAGUGUAUGGGCCAAGGCAAUCCACCACGGUUGCUGUAGGCAACUAUCUUGGUUACCAUCAGCAUAUCACCAACGACGACCUACACGAGUUGCUCAAAAGUCACUACGCGUUGGAAGAAUCGGUGGUGGCGAUACCGCAAGAAACAGCCGAAGAGAGACGUGCUCGAGAAAUAUUGGAGCGUACAACGAGACGAGUCGGAGAUCGCUUCGAAACUGGGUUGUUGUGGAAGAAUGAGGAUCCACGGUUCCCGGACAGCUUCCCAAUGGCCCUGCGAAGAAUGAAGCAGCUGGAGAACAAACUCGGCAAAAAUCCAGUGCUGCAUGAGAACGUUUGCCGACAAAUAGAGGAGUACCAGCAGAAAGGGUACGCACAUGGUACCCCUUCCGAUCAGACCUGGUAUCUGCCUCUCAACGUCGUUCAGAACCCGAAGAAGCCAGGAAAGAUCCGUCUCGUUUGGGACGCGGCAGCGACGGUGAGAGGUGUUAGUCUUAACUCUAAGUUGCUGUCAGGACCGGAUAUGCUCGUUCCACUGGUCGAAGUCCUCUCCGGUUUCCGCGAAUGGCGAAUUGCUUUCGGUGGCGACUUGAAGGAGAUGUUCCACCAACUACAGAUACGCCCCGAGGAUAAGCAGAAGCAGCGCGACAUUCGGGUCGACAAGUUCCCCAUGCUCGGCGCAGUUCGUGAAAAAUCGGAGGAGUUUGCUGCACAAUACCCGGAGGCAUCGGCGGCGAUUAUCCACCGUCAUUACGUCGACGACUAUUUCGACAGCGUCGACAAUGUGGAAGCGGCCAUUAAGCUGGCGAAGGACGUUAGAUUGGUCCACCUGAAAGCACGAUUCGAGAUCCGGAACUGGGUGUCGAAUUCGCCAACGUUUUUACGGAAUCUGGGGGAGGAAAAGCCGACAGUGCCGGUACACUUCUGCCGUGACAAGCAAACGCUGAAGGAAAGGGUUUUGGGAGUAAUCUGGGACCCUAAAGCUGAUGAGUUUUCAUUCUCGACAAUGCAUCAGGAAGAGUUGCAGCCGUACCUGCUGGAGGGAAAGCGACCGACAAAACGGCUUGUCGCAAGCUGUCAUCUCUGGCAUUCCAAUUGUGGAUGGGAUGACGAAAUCGACGAAAAAUCCUGGAUGUUGUGGCAGCGAUGGAUAAAUUUGUUGCCCGAGGUCGAAACUAUCCGGAUUCCCCGCUGUCAUCUCGGAGGCGCCAAGUCCGCCGAAGUCGACUCACUGGAAGUUCACAUCUUCACCGAUGCCAGCGAACACGCAUACGGCUGCGUAGCCUAUUUGCGAGCAGUAAUUGAAGGUGAGGUCCGCUGCAGCCUGAUGAUGUCCCGGGCCAAAGUGGCCCCGAUAAAGCGGCAGUCGAUUCCCCGUUUGGAGCUGAUGGGUGCCGUUCUGGGGGCGCGUUUGAGCCAAACAAUUCUGAGCACGCACUCGUACCAUCGCUACCAGCAAUUCGUUGCAUUUCGAGUCGGCGAGAUUCAGGAGCUGACGAAGGUUGCGGACUGCUGGGCGAAGCUACUGCGAGUGGCAGCGACCGUGGUACGCUUCAUCGCCAACUGUCGGCGAAAGAUACGAGGGGAGCCGGUAGUUACUGCACAGGCUACAGCAAAGCAGCAGCAGCUGAUGAAAACGAUGGCGGCAAACUACGAAUCCGUCAAAGCGCCUCUUCGGCGCGAAGAGCUCCAGCAGGCGGAGACAAUCUUGUGGCGGCAGGCUCAGUGGGAUAGCUUUCCGGACGAGAUGAGCACGCUGACCAACAAUUUGAAACAACGGCCGGGAGCGCGGAUGGAAACCAUCAAGAAAAGUAGCCAAAUCCAGAAAAGCUCACCGACAUUAGACGACGAAGGAGUAUUGCGCAUGGAUGGGAGGCUGGAAAAUUGUGCGGAAAGUUCCUUCGACAAACGACACCCGAUAAUCCUGCCGCGUUCUCACGCGAUAACGCAGAAGUUGAUACAGCACUACCACGAGCAGUUCGGACACGGUAAUUCGAAGACUGUAUUCAACGAGAUGAGGCAGCGAUUUCAGAUCCCGAAAAUGCGUCCGGCGAUACAGCAAGUGGUGAGCAAGUGCAUCUGGUGCAAGGUCAACAAGUGUCGUCCACGAACACCGAGAAUGGCGCCACUACCAGUUGAACAGGUCACUUCUCACCUUCGGCCUUUCAGCUCCGUAGGGUUAGAUUACCUGGGUCCGGUGGAAGUCACGGUUGGUCGGCGAAGGGAAAAACGUUGGGUGGCUGUUUUCACCUGUUUGGCUGUACGUGCGGUGCACUUGGAGGUUGUGCACAGUCUCACAACCGAGUCGUGUCGGAUGGCCAUCACUCGUUUCCGGAGCAAGUUUGGCAAGCCAAGCCAGAUCUUUUCUGACAACGCCACUUGCUUUCGCGGAGCGAAUAACGAGAUGGUAAAUUGA
Molecule: messenger RNA, 3300 nt
Organism: Armigeres subalbatus
Lineage: Eukaryota; Metazoa; Arthropoda; Insecta; Diptera; Culicidae
Exons: 4
Coding region: 1-3300 (1099 amino acids)
Molecular function (GO): nucleic acid binding
Source: RefSeq, a predicted model, not a curated record